AUGAGUACCCCAGAUGUAAGUUACGUAGGCUUGGAAGGGAUCCCUUACGUGACCCAUUUUACAGAUAUUGAACUUCCAUCGACUCUAAAACUUCCGUACACCGACGUGGAACUUCAGACACCAGACAACGUUGUACUUCGAUGUUUUCUGAUUCGACAAGCACAACUGUCCAGCUCAUUCGCGACAGUCAUUAUGUUCCACGGGAACGGGAUGAAUCAUGGAGAUGUAUUAGAAGCCGCCCACGAAUUUUAUAUCCUGGGGUGCAAUGUUCUGACGGUCUCGUAUAGAGGGUACGGCAACUCCACUGGUUCUCCCUCGGAAAAGGGUCUCAAAAUCGACGCCCAGACCGCCCUCGACCACAUACUCUCCGACCCAUCACUAUCAAACAUCCCAAUAAUCAUCUUUGGCCAAUCGCUAGGUGGCGCUGUGGCAAUCGACCUAGCAAGCCGGAACUAUUCCAAAGUUUCAGCGCUCAUUAUCGAGAACACAUUCACCUCCCUCCCGGACGUCAUUCGCGGCUGGCCGUACAUUGGCGUAUUCUCCUUCCUCUGCACACAAAAGUGGAAGUCAGCAUCCAAGAUACCCUGGAUACCACCCACGCUCCCCAUCCUCAUGUUGAGCAGCCUCCUUGACGAAGUCAUCCCCGAGAAACAUAUGCGAAAUUUAUGGAAAAUAGCGUCCGUUCGAGGGAAGCCGAAAUCGGCUGGGUGGUGGAGGAAAGCUCGUCCAGUGGAAACGUGGGUUCCACCACAAAAGGAUCUGUUCCAGUCGUUUCCAAAUGGUCAUCAUACUGAUACGUAUAUCCAAGAGGGUUACUGGAAAGGCGUGCAAGAGUUCUUUGACAACCUCAACCUCCGCAAACCUAAAUCGCAGCCCUCGACCUCGCACGAAUCCGCGUAA
Molecule: messenger RNA, 900 nt
Organism: Laccaria bicolor S238N-H82
Lineage: Eukaryota; Fungi; Basidiomycota; Agaricomycetes; Agaricales; Hydnangiaceae
Exons: 6
Coding region: 1-900 (299 amino acids)
Cellular component (GO): membrane
Molecular function (GO): palmitoyl-(protein) hydrolase activity
Source: RefSeq, a predicted model, not a curated record